GUCGAUGUUGAGGUGAAAUCGUCCAAUCAGAGGCUGGCGGCCUCCAAACCACCUGUCAAUCAUCAGUGUGUGCGGAAACACGCCUGAGGAGUCUGUCUUAUAAUUACUGCGUUACAAGAUGAAUGAACAGUUUUCCAAGAAGUCCUCAGCAUGUUGGAGCUCUUUCCUCUCUCUUCCCUGCUGGAUAUAUGAGGAGUUUUCUGGGAAAAUCCGCGGCAUGUCAGAGCAGCUCUGAGGAGUGAUUUCCUCGAAACUCACCGAUUAACUCUCAGUUCUAACAGUUUAACAAUCGCUCCAUUAAAUGUAUAAGUUGUUUAAAACGUGUAAUAAUAUCAGUUUUCACACUUUGGGUGACUUUUGUGUCGACUAAGGAGCUAAUCGCAGCGUUCACCGCAUCGCCUCAGACUGAGCGCUCCCGCACUUUCUCCGCGCAUGCGCAGCGCAGCGAACGCGGUCACGCGCCUGGGGUCACGCGCAGAAACGCGGGAGCGCGCGCAGCAGUGGAGUAGCGCGAUCACUCAGCAGCAGGAUUAUCAGGAAUCAUGAGCGUGGGAAAACUGGUGGUGUGUGUGCUAGCGCUGGCCGUGUGUGAGGCGUAUGUGUUUCAGGCCGGUCAGUCCUCCGGAGAGGUGGAAGUCACUCCUCCACAGAUCAGAGAUUUCUCGGGCUCCUGUAAGGGCCGUUGUUUCGAGCUGAAGGAGGCAGAGCCACCCAGCUGCAGGUGUGAUAAUCUGUGUAAGACGUACCUGAGCUGCUGCUCCGACUUCGACGAGCAGUGCCUCAAGACAGCGGGAGGGUUCGAGUGUUCGCGGGAGCGCUGCGGUGAGGUCAGGAACGUGGAUUACGCCUGUCACUGUUCAGACGACUGUCUGCAGAGAGGAGACUGCUGUACCAACUACAGAUCACUGUGCAAGGGUGACAGCUCCUGGCUGGAGGGCGACUGUGAGGAGAUUCAGAGCCCAGAAUGCCCUGCAGGGUUUGUCCGUCCUCCUCUCAUCAUCCUGUCUCUGGAUGGUUUCCGUGCCUCCUACAUCAAGAAAGGGAAGAGCGUCUUACCCAACAUCCACAAACUGAGAUCGUGUGGAACCCACUCCCCUCAUAUGAGACCCAUGUACCCGUCCAAAACCUUCCCCAACCUCUACACGCUGGCCACGGGUUUGUAUCCCGAGUCUCAUGGGAUCGUGUGUAACUCCAUGUAUGAUCCCGUGUUCAAAGCUCAUUUCAGACUGAGAGGACGAGAGAAGCUCAGUCACCGCUGGUGGGGUGGGCAGCCCAUUUGGAUCACAGCAGAGAAACAGGGCGUGAAGGCUGGGACGUUCUUCUGGCCCUGGGUGAUUCCUCUGGAGCGGAGGAUCCUCACUAUCCUGCAGUGGCUGCACCUGCCUGAUGACGAGAGGCCGUAUGUCUACGCUGUCCACUCAGAGCAGCCGGAUACAUACGGACACAUCCUGGGUCCACUGAGCAAUGAGCUGGAUAACACACUCAAGAAGAUCGAUAACAUCAUCGGUCAGCUGUUGAACGGCCUGAAACAGAUGAACCUUCAUCGCUGUGUGAACGUCAUCCUGGUGGGCGAUCACGGGAUGGAGGAGUCUCACUGUGAACGAACAGAGUAUUUGAGCUCUUAUGGACUGGAUGUUGACGCUAUCACACUGAUCCCAGGAUCCUCCGGAAGAAUCGGCCCCAAAAACGCCAACACACCAUAUGAUCCGAAGGAGAUCGUAUCUAAUUUAACAUGUAAGAUGCCCAAUCAGCACUUCAAGCCGUACCUGAAGCAGCACCUGCCCAAACGCCUACAUUACGCCAACAACAGACGCAUCGAGGACGUGCACCUGCUCAUGGACAGGAAGUGGCACGUGGCCAUAUCUCCGGCUACCUGCGGCUUCUUUGGAGAUCAUGGCUUUGACAACAAGAUCAGCAGCAUGCAGACGAUCUUUCUGGGAUUUGGACCAAGUUUCAAUUUCAAGACAGAAGUGCCUGUUUUUGAGAACAUUGAGCUGUAUAAUGUCAUGUGUGACCUGCUGGGUUUGACGCCGGCUCCUAAUAACGGGACUCACGGCAGUCUAAACAGCGUCUUGAGAAGCCCCCCCUACACCCCCACACAGCCAGAGGAAGUGACAUCACCCACACCUUUAGCCCAGCCCUCAGAGGUGACCCAUGACCUGGGCUGUAACUGUGACGAUGAGAACAACAUUGAAGAAAGUUCCCAGAGGUUUCCAUCCGCUGCCGACGGACUGUUGAACAAUGUCACACACCUGCCGUUCGGCCGUCCGGCCGUUCUCUUCCAGACGUCUUACACACAGCUGUGUCACUCGGAUUACUGCAGCGGAUACGGUCACGUCAUCAACAUGCCACUGUGGAGCGCGUUCACACUCACAGCACAGGUGGAAGUUCCGGCUGUGUCGUCCAGCGAGUGUGUGAGAGCAGACCCUCGUCUCGAUCACACACACACAUGUAACUCAUACACCCAGGAGUCAGACGUCACACAUGCUUUCCUCUACCCACCGGAUUUCUCUGUUACGGCUGAAUCCAGAUAUGAGGCAUCACUCAUCACAAACACCGUUCCCAUGUAUCCCGCUUUCAAGAGGGUGUGGAGUUUCCUGCAGAGGGACAUCCUCAGGAGAUACAGUCUGGAGAAUAACGGCAUAAAUGUGAUCAUGGGACCCAUAUUUGACCACGAUCACGACGGACUGAGAGACACGGAGGAGAAGAUCAAAGAGCAGGCGCUGGGCUCCGUCUUCAUCCCCACUCACUACUACAGCAUCAUCAGCAGCUGCGAGAAACUCAACGAGACGCUGGACGAGUGUGACGGAGAUCUGAGAGUGACCUGCUUCAUCCUGCCACACAGAGUGGACAACAGCGAGAGCUGCAACAGCUGGGAGGACGAGUCUCGCUGGGUGGAGGAUCUGCUGAAGUUACACACGGCUCGAGUGCGAGACGUGGAGCUGCUCACUGGUCUGGACUUCUUCCGCUCCGCCGCGCUGCCGUACACACGUGUGCUGGCGCUCAAAACACACAUGCGGAGCUUUGAGGACGAUGUGUAACGUGACGUCUAACACUCACCGCACCCCACGCUUCCACUGUAUAGUUUUAUACACUGUGUCAUAUUUAUUAUUCACCUUCAAGCUAAUAAUGAUGAAACUGUCUCACGGCUCACAACACACAAGCGCAGUCCCACUUCAGCUUCCGGCUCCUCACGUCUGUAAACCUGUGUUCAUGCAUCACGCAAUUACCGCAAUUACCAGAUUCCCGCUGAGAAGUGUGUUCACAUCCUUGAAAAACUUCUUUUUUUUUUUUUUUUUUGGUACACUCACACUUGUGCAACAUCAUAGGGGGAAAAAAAACACUUAAAAUUGCAGCAGCUUGAGCAGUACAAUGUAGUUGUUGUUUUUUUUUUUUUGUAUAAUGAUUCCUGUAAUUGUCUAUUGUUAAUGUCAUAAUGCAAGAUUAGUCUAAAAACCAAAUGAAAAACAUACAAUCGUUUAAUAUUAGUUGCUAUGGUACAAAGCCAAAUAAACAAUAUAUUUGAUGAUAAUGCAUUUACAUAACGCCUCUAACGCUUAACAGUGAAGUUGCGUUUGUUAAUAUUAGUAAACUGCAUUAGCCAAUAUGAACUAACAAUGAAAAAUACUUAUAAAGCAUUUAUUAAUCUCACGCUAUCUCACAUUUUUAAAAUGAGAUGCAUUUACUUAUGACACAAAAGACUUAAACUCAAAUUCAUAAUAAAGAAACUCAAUUUCUUUUUGUUUUAAGCUUAAAAAUUGUGAUCAUUUAUAUUGUGAUUUUUUUUUUUUUUUUUUUUUUUUUAAACAAAAAACAAAUGCAGGAUUUCAUAAACGAAGUCAUUUUGCUUCUCCAGUAAAUGUAUCUUGAUUUAAAGAUGUUUGGAUAUUUGACCUGGAAAACGAAAGACAGAAAUACUGAAGAAGAUCACUGUCAAAUUUUCUCUUUGACAUUUCCUAAUACAUUAUAAAAAUCAUAAUUGUAUCUGUUAAUAUCAUUUAAUGGAGCUGAGCUAACAUGAACUAACAAUGAACAGUUGUAUUUUUAAUAACUAACAUAAACGAUUAAGAAAUACUGUAAGAAAAGUAUUGCUCAUUGUUAGUUAGUUGAUAUUUGUUAAUGCAUAAACGGUUAUCAACUGAUAGGAGCUCAUUAUGAAAUGUUACCAGUCUCUUUUAUUUGUUGUAUUCUGGUUUUAUCUAUUGAUUACUCCGAUAGUCUUUCCACAGAAAGGCAUACUUGCGAGGAUGUGAUCGUUCCAGGUUGUAGUUUAGUAGUUGCGAUAAUUAAUUAUGAUGUGGGUGAACGCAGCGUAAACACUAAGUGUGUGUAAGUGUAUGUGUGUGUGUGUGUGUGUAUGUGUGUCCUGCUGGUUUCUUUCUGUUCGCUCUGGAUUUGUCUUUAGCGUGUGAAAAGUGAGAAAACAGGUGUGAAAGGUGAAUUUGUGCGUGUUCAGUGAUAGUGAAUCUGCUUGCUGUUGGCAGCAGACAGUCAUGUGACCCAUGAUCUGAGCGAGUGAUGCUCUGUCUUACUAAUGAGUGUCGUUAAUGAUUUUGUUCCAUCAAUAAAAUCAAUAAA
Messenger RNA from Onychostoma macrolepis, 4578 nucleotides. It is a transcript of the gene enpp2l, whose product is annotated as ectonucleotide pyrophosphatase/phosphodiesterase 2-like. The record is from RefSeq and is a predicted model, not a curated record. Gene Ontology annotation, molecular function: zinc ion binding; nucleic acid binding; phosphatidylcholine lysophospholipase A1 activity. Bases 543 to 3041 code for a protein of 832 amino acids. NCBI's taxonomy places the organism in Eukaryota, Metazoa, Chordata, Actinopteri, Cypriniformes, Cyprinidae. The transcript has 25 exons. Gene Ontology annotation, biological process: immune response; phosphatidylcholine catabolic process.